AUGCGUCCAUUUGUCAAAGCUAAAGUUGACUUCUUCUCUUCAGAGAGAAAAGAAAACUAUGUCCACUCUCUGCCAGAGUUGAUCGACUUCAAUGCCGUCCAUAAUCCCGACCACCUAUUUUGCGUUCAGGCUCGGUCAAACGAACCCCCCAUCAAUGUCACAAACGCACAGUUCAAGUUAGCAGUCGACCAAUGCGCUCAAUGGAUUGCAACUAACGUCAAAUUGCCGACCGCCGCAACCAAGAAUGGUUUGGCCGAAAGACCUCCGGUCGCUUUACUCAUGGAAAGUGAUUUUGGCCUUAUAGUGCACCAGUUUGCUCUUGUCUCCAUGGGUAUCCCCCCACUCGUACUUUCCGCCCGCCUCAGUCCUGAGGCUAUUUUUCAUCUCCUAAAAAGCACCGAAGCAUCUUCCCUUAUUAUUUCACAGAGGAUUGCACAGGCCACCAAAGGAGCUUUUGGAAGCGUCAAACUCAUCGAUAUUCAUGUCGGUCAACCAUAUAGCUCUUUUUAUGACGUGGCUGAAGAUAAAAGGGUCAAGAGAGAGGCUGUUUAUCCAGACAACGUUGAUGCCAACAUUUUACUAUUGCAUUCCUCUGGCACCACUGGCCUUCCCAAGCCAAUUGCUCUCACUCACCGACAGCUAGUAUUCUCCGUGAGCCAUGGCGAUUUCGAUACAGAAGAGGAGGCUCAAGGAAUUGUCAUCUCUACCCUUCCUCUUUUCCACGGAUUUGGUCUACUUGCUCCUGGGCUUUCCAUGUCAAUUGGAAAGACCGUGUGCUUUCCAGCCUCUGAUCGCAUUCCUGAUGCUCAAUCAAUCGUAGACCUUGUCAACACUUCUGGCGCAACCGGCAUGAUGACGGUGCCUUUUCUUCUUGAGGAUAUGGCUGCACUCCCGAAUGAGGUGGGUUUGAAGACACUGGCCAAACUGGAUUUUGUUGGAACGGGAGGCAGUGCUCUCAGUGCCGCGUUUGGUGCCUCUGCUGCAGCUGCAGGAAUUCGACUCCUGAAUUUGUAUGGAACGACAGAGACAGGUCCCCUUACUAAGACAUUUGCGCCUAAAGAUGGAUACAAUUGGAAGUAUUUCAGACUGCGAAAGGAUAUGCUCUUCAAGGUUUCAGAGUUGGAGCCCUACAAUGGCGAAAGACGAUUCAGGCUGACCGUGUUCCCCUUUGGCGCUGAAAAGCCGUUCGAGAUUGCCGAUCAACUCAUUCGAAGCGAAGCAUUUCCCGAAACCGAUUUUGCUGCUAUUGGUCGCGACGACGACGUGGUUGUUCUUGCGAACGGCGAAAAGGUCAACCCUCUGCUCCUAGAGACUGCACUGACGGAAUCUGGACUGGUCAAAUCGGCAAUUGCGUUUGGAGAGAACCAAUUUGAGAUUGGUGUGAUUGUAGAACCUACAGAGUCUAUUACUGACAAUGAGAAGGAGGACUUUAAGAAAAAGAUUUGGCCCAUCAUUAUCCAGGCAGGGGAGCGGAUGGAUGCCACGGCGAGAAUUUACUCUCCUAUCGCCGUCAUCGUCUUAUCAUCCAGCGUCGUGGUUCCUAGAACAGACAAAGGAUCUAUUGCGCGAAAAGAAGUAUUUAAGCUACUUGAGGCAGACAUCGCCCAGGUUUACAAAGACUUGGAUAGUGGCGUGACUGAUGUUCCGCCGCUUAACUACGAAAACUUGGAACAAGAUCUGAAAGAGUUGAUUCAAAAGCGGCUUAAGCUACGAGUAACACCAGAUGCUUGGACUAUCGAGGAUAACAUCUUUACCUUGGGUCUAGACUCUCUACAAGCUACAACACUGCGCAGAAUUCUCCUAUCCGCGGCUACAAAAACGCCGCCCGAUGUUAUUAGAAGGGAUUUUGUCUAUGUUAAUUACUCUGUACAGGCUAUGGCAGAUGCACUUCGACAGGAUGCCUUGUCGAACACAAGCGGAGGAACCUUUGGCAAAGAGGUGGAACGCUUUGCUCAAAAGUACUCCCUCAAAUCCCUCAGAGCCGCAGAGUCAGACAACUCUGAAGGCACAACUAAGCUUGUUGAGGGAGCGGUGGUGCUAUUGACAGGCAGCUCAGGCAGCUUGGGAUCCUAUGCGUUGGCAGAACUAGCAAAGUCGCCUCAUGUUGCCAAAGUGGUCUGUCUACUAAGGAAACGCCCCGGUAGCGUAAUCAACCCAACUCCUGGAGGAUCCAAGGUUGACAAGGCUUCUCUUGUUGCCAAGGGCAUUGAGUUAAGCGAGUCCGAGUGGACAAAGAUUACGGCCCUGGAAAUCGACCCGACGGCAGACAAUUUGGGGCUUCCACCUAUGGUUUAUGCAAUGGUCUCGAAAACGGUCACUCAUGUGUUGCAUGCGGCGUGGCCGAUGAAUUUCCACAUGCGCCUCCCAUCCUUCGACUACCAGUUUGCCUUCUUGAAGAAUCUCUUGCAGCUGUCCGUCGAAGCGCCGCAAAAGGUCCGAUUUUUGUUCAUAUCGUCGAUUUCCGUCCUCGCAAAAAUGGGGCUGGACAAUCCAGGACACAGCAUCCCUGAAAUCCCACUAGACGUAGAAAGAGCCGCUUGUGGCAUUGGAUACGCCGAUGCAAAGCUAGUCUGCGAAAAGAUGCUGGAAGAGGCAUCGUCGCUCUACGGCAAUGCCCUAGAGGUAUCCAUUGCCCGAUGUGGCCAGUUGACGGGGUCGCGGAAGACUAGUGCCUGGAAUGUCAUCGAACAGAUCCCGAUGCUUAUUCGAACGUCUCAAAGCCUGGGUAUACUGCCGACAAUACAAGGGACUGUUUCCUGGAUCCCGGUUGAUGACGCAGCUGCAGCGACGACUGAGCUUCUCCUGAAUACGGCUGGCCCCGGCCUGGUCACCCACGUGGAGAACCCUGUGAGGCAGACAUGGGAUGGAAUCUUGGAAAUUAUCCGAGCCGAGCUUGGGAUCACAAAGUCACUUCCCUUUGAUGACUGGCUAGAGCAAGUGGCGGCUACAGAUGAUAAAGACGCCGAUUUGUAUCCUGUCAAGAAGCUCUACGAGUUCUUUAAGCUUUAUUUCCUAACUGCCUCUUUGGGUACGGUUGUUAUGGCAACAGAUGUCAGCCGCAAGAGUUCCUCAACUCUUCGCGAACUCACAGCCUUGGACAAGGAUGUCAUUGCUGGGUAUGUGCGGUACUGGAAAAGAACAGGGUAUUUGGACUAG
Molecule: messenger RNA, 3156 nt
Organism: Trichoderma asperellum CBS 433.97
Lineage: Eukaryota; Fungi; Ascomycota; Sordariomycetes; Hypocreales; Hypocreaceae
Product: putative NRPS-like protein biosynthetic cluster
Source: RefSeq, a predicted model, not a curated record